AUGCUGUUCCUGGUGGGCGUCUUUGGUUUUAUCCUCGGCGUGUCGGCUGUGGUAAGUUUUUUGGGCGGAUUUGAAAAAUUAUCGAAAUUUUAAAAACUUUUGCAUAACUUUGUGUCGAAAAACUUGCAAUUUUAGACCUACAAAGGGGUGCAGAUCCCCGACAUUGGCAAUGGAAUCGUCGAUCGGAGCUAUAGAUUCGAAAACUUUCCUGCACUCAUCAAAAGCGAGCAAAAUUUCAACGAAUUUUGCCAGAAUUUGCCAAAAAUUUUCAAUCAAAUGAGCAGAGCUGAUGCCCAAAAAUAUGUCAUCAAAUUCUGCGCGCUUCACGGAGAAGCCGACGCUUGCAACACGUAUUUUGCGGACGAAGCAAAGAAGCAAAAGGAAGUGGAGGCUACAGUUGAAUACUACGAGAACUUCUUCAAUUAUACGGAUGAUUUGAGGAGGAAUAUGGAGGAGAUUCAAGUGAGUUUGGAGGGGAUUCAAAUAGAAAUAUCUCAAAUACGGCAGAAGCGAUUUUUAUGAAAUUUUGAGUGCUUGAAGACAAUGGCUCCGUGAGGCUAUUGCCGGAUUUGGAGAUCGCGUUAUGCAGAAGUAACCGCGUUAUGGAGGGAAAUAUAAAAAUAGGUGACAAAUAAGGCUUUUCAAUGCAACGCAGAGAUUUGUUUUAUAUUUGGCACAUACGUCGGGCAUAGGCCACUUAUCAAUCUCUAAAAGUAUUAGUUUACACUUUGCAAGCACAGCCGAGGUUUUCAACAAUCUUGCCGGUCGAGAGAUGAUGCGAAACGUGGAGAGUUAUCAGAGAGAAAAACACUUUUUUUGGCCCUUUCUUUACUGGUUUCGCUUGGACAAAAAUGAUUUUUUUGUGGACACAUUACACACUUUAUUAUAAAAAUAAGGAUGAAACUUUUCGUGUCAAAAUUUGCAAACAUAUUUCUUUCAAAAAAUGAUCUUUCAGCGAAUCCGCAGAGACCAAUGCAUCUCGAUUGCCGAGGAAUGUUAUAUCACGCAAGGCCUCAAAUACACUCUCAGCUCCGACGAGCGUCACAAAAUGCACUUGACCUUCGAGAACUGCAAACAAAGACUCCCGUUGAAGCCAAACUUUGCCCAGAAGACCUGUUAUGAUGUGCCCGACAACCAAGUCGCGAAACUCCCCACAUUCCAGCAACUAACUUCGUAG
Bursaphelenchus xylophilus (pine wood nematode) is the source of this 1177-nucleotide messenger RNA. The record is from the annotation of a GenBank genome assembly. Lineage: Eukaryota; Metazoa; Nematoda; Chromadorea; Rhabditida; Aphelenchoididae.